AUGACUGGCGAGGUCAAAGCGAAGGAGGAGGCCAUCCCGCCCGCGGUCGUGGACGAUGACGACCUUGACGAGGAGGAAGAUGGGGUCGCGGAGGUGCACCCGAGCGGCGGCGACGCGAAGAAGAAAAAGAAGAAGAAAAAGCCCAAGAAAAAGAAGGUCGAGCAGAGCGACCCCCCGCGCAUCGGCCUGUCCAAAUUCUUCCACGACGGGAUCUACCCCGAAGGCGAGUUGCAGGAGUACAAGGACGACAAUGCAUGGCGUAUCACCUCCGAGGAAAUGCGGUACAACGAGCGCGUGGCAAACGAAGACCCAGAAACGACGUACCAGGACAUCCGCCGGGGGGCUGAGGUGCACAGGCAAGUGCGAAGAUAUGCCCGCAAGAUGAUCAAACCCGGAAUGUCAAUGACUGAAAUUGCGGAGAACAUUGAGAACGGCAUAAGAGCGUUGGUGGAGGAGAACGGGCUGGAGUCUGGUGUCGGAUUCCCGACGGGUCUCAAUCUGAACAACUGUGCUGCGCAUUACUCUCCGAAUGCCGGCGAUACCGUAGUGCUACAACAAAGUGAUGUCUUGAAGGUCGACUUUGGGGUACAUGUGAAAGGCCGCAUCCUGGACUCUGCAUUCACCCUCACUUUCGAACCUACCUACGAUAAACUCCUGGAGGCUGUCAAAGCUGCAACCGACACUGGGAUCAGGGAAGCAGGCAUCGACGUCCGUCUCGGGGAGAUUGGGGGUGCUAUCCAAGAGACCAUGGAGUCAUAUGAAGUCGAAGUCAACGGGAAGGCGUAUCCCGUUAAAGCGAUAGAGAAUUUGAGUGGGCAUUCCAUCAAUAAGUAUCAGAUACAUGGUGGAAAGGGUGGAAAGUCUAUAUUGUUGGUCAAGAACGACGACCAGACUAAAAUGGAGGAGGGAGAAUAUUUUGCCAUCGAGACGUUCGGUUCAACGGGACGGGGUCGUGUGGUCGAAAAUGGCGACGUUUCGCAUUAUGCACGGGUCGUGGAUGCUCCACACGUACCAUUGAGACUGACGUCGGCGAAGACACUGCUCAAGUCGAUAAACAAGAACUUUGGCACGCUUCCGUUCUGUCGACGGUACCUUGACCGGUUAGGGGAGACGAAGUACCUGCUUGCGUUGAAUCACCUGGUCAGCCAAGGGAUUGUUCAGGACUACCCUCCACUGUGUGACCAGCGGGGAGCAAUGACGGCCCAAUUUGAGCACACGAUUUUACUGCGUCCGACGAGGAAGGAGGUGGUCAGCAGGGGUGAGGACUAUUAG
Messenger RNA from Sparassis crispa, 1272 nucleotides. Its product is annotated as Methionine aminopeptidase 2. Bases 1 to 1272 code for a protein of 423 amino acids. The transcript is spliced from 10 exons. NCBI's taxonomy places the organism in Eukaryota, Fungi, Basidiomycota, Agaricomycetes, Polyporales, Sparassidaceae. The record is from RefSeq and is a predicted model, not a curated record. Gene Ontology annotation, biological process: proteolysis. Gene Ontology annotation, molecular function: metalloaminopeptidase activity.